This is a messenger RNA of Neurospora tetraspora, 1718 nucleotides long. RefSeq lists its product as uncharacterized. The transcript is spliced from 2 exons. The coding region runs from base 294 to 1349 and encodes 351 amino acids. NCBI's taxonomy places the organism in Eukaryota, Fungi, Ascomycota, Sordariomycetes, Sordariales, Sordariaceae. The record is from RefSeq and is a predicted model, not a curated record.
AUCGAACUUUGGCACUUUAACGUGACGUCCAGUGCAAACUCGGGCCGGUGACCAUCUGAGUACCGCCCUUGUCCUGCUACGCCUUGUCUUGAUCUGACCUCCCCGUUUGACCCUUUCCUAUUUGCAGAUCCCUCCCCCGAACCCAUUCCUCCCGGUUGUUCGGUUGCUGCACCCUCUUUUCGACUCGCCGUCUGCGAAGCGAACUUGCGCCGGUCGGAGGCGGCAUAUAUCCAUCAGCUGCGACCCAGUACCCUUCAACCUCAACUCAACAUCGAAUUCUCUUUAUCGCCAUCAUGAUUCCCCAGUCCGUCCGACGGGUCGUGGCUGCCGCGCCGCAGUCGCCCGCCGUCUCCUCUCUGGCAGCCUGUUCCGCCCCUCGCGCCGGCGCCUCCUAUAUGCUCUCGUCCUACCAGCCCAAUUCCCUGCAAAAGCGACGAUACUCCUCCUCCAAGUCGUCUAGCCCCGAUGACGGUUCCUCCAGGGCCUUCGCUACCCGCGCCUCUGUGCCCGCCGCCGGCACCUCCAAGACUCCUGGAGAGAAGCGCAAGCGCAAGGCGAAGGAGCCGGCCAUGCCGCCACUCCCCAGUGUGCCCAGCACCAGGCACAUCAAGGACGAGGCUCUCGCGCUUUCGACCUUCUUCGCCCUCCACAGGCCCAUCUCAGUUACUCAGCUUCUUCCCAAGACGGUAACCGAGGAGUCAUUCGCCGAGAUCUUCAACUACCGCAAGGGACACAAGGCGACCGAUGUCCUCUCGACCUUGUCGCAGGCCGUACACGAUCUCGAGUCGCCCAUGUCUGGGCUUAAGCUCUCCGAUAACGACGUCGAAGACGGCUCUACCAAGAUCAGCCUCAAGCACCCCGACGGCACCGAGUCCGAUGUCUACUUCCAGCUAAACUCCAUGUCCGGCCACUUCCCUCCCUUCACCCCUCCUCCGCCGCCCGAGCCCAUCGCCGAGGUUGACGAGGCCGCCGCGGAGGCUGAGGACCUGGAGAUUGCUGCUAAGGAGAUUGCUGCUAUCGCUGAGCUUGCUGCCGCCGCCGCCGAGCAGGAGCCGGAAACGCGCGUGUACAAGGCGGUCGUCACGAUCGAGGAGACGAGGGAUACCAACGGCCAGUACAACAUCAUGGCGCACAGCCCACAACUCGUCGAGGACGAUGCCGUGCAGCCGCGCAGCUUCCUGGAGCGUCUCGCUUUGCGCCAGAUCCGCUACGAGGAUGCUCGUCAGCAGCAGGGGAUCAUGCAUGCUAUUAGCGUGCGUAGGCAAAAGAAGCUGAAGAUCAAGAAAAAGAAGUACAAGAAGCUCAUGCGCAGGACAAGAAACGAGCGUCGCAAGCAGGAUAGACUCUAAACUACACAGAAGUACAUCCAGCUGGUAGAUGCUCUUUUUCUUUUUCUAUACCUCACUUGCAAUGUAAAAUAUCCUCUCCACAUACUCGCACUCACACUGUCCCACCAUCAGGUGCCUCGUCACCCAGUGAUCAGUGCGCAUUGUUUGAAAGCUUCAUGGAUUCACUUGCUCAGCUUCUUUUACGGGGAGGUUUCGUCUGCCGCUUGGUUGAUUUUCUUUUGGUCUCAGCAUAUUCGAACAUUAGAGGGAAGAGGAGAGGCAAGCUCAGUAGGUCAAGUAGUAUCAGUAGUAAGUAGCAGAAGAGGACGAUAUCCCAACAAGAAUACGCUCACAGGUUCCGUGUAACACCUUUGGUUUGUGUUGACCACA